Molecule: messenger RNA, 1675 nt
Organism: Colletes gigas
Lineage: Eukaryota; Metazoa; Arthropoda; Insecta; Hymenoptera; Colletidae
Gene: Set8
Product: N-lysine methyltransferase KMT5A
Exons: 6
Coding region: 169-1332 (387 amino acids)
Molecular function (GO): histone H4K20 methyltransferase activity; protein binding
Source: RefSeq, a predicted model, not a curated record
UUCUACCGAUCGAGAUGCCGCUUCGCAAACGCGAGAGUUAACGAUGCUCGUUCAGUAAUCGCGAGUGUAAAAAUUCGAAUUAUUAAGAAGCAUUUGCGUGAAGAACACUAGCGUCGACUAGUGUCGGAGUGAAUUGAAACGGUGGCCUCGCGCGAACGAAAAUUUUGUAUGAGAAGAUUAAAUUCAGAAUUCGUUUGCUACGCGAAAAGAUCAAGCGUUAACAUGGUGAAAGGAAGACGAAAACGUGUACAGGCAAGGAAUGUAGUUUGUACAAGAGCAGCUGUCUUGUCCUUGCAAUUCAACGAUAUGGGUUCCCCAAUAAAAAAGGAGGCCAAACUAGAUAAAAGUAGAAAUAUAGAAAAUGAUAUUCCGGAUGAGACACGUAAAUCUUCCAUGUGCAUUAGCUCAUUUUUUUACACUCAAAUUGCAAAUGUUUCGAGUUCGGAUGUUUCCAAAAGCAAAGCUUCCAUAGAACCUAUCGAAAGCUUCUACAGAAAUGAAAAGACUACUAGUAUACAGGAUGAUAUUCUCAUCGAUAUCGGUGAAUUUAGAACAGAUGAAACACCUGUGGCUGUACCCAUUCAUGGGCCAGCAACACCGCACAGGAUAAAUAUGCCAAACAGUCAGUUGGAAGACUUGGACGAAGGGAAUGCAAACUGUGACAAGAGUAACAACUCUACAGUGUCCAAGCCUUGUCUGGAACAAACACCUUUGAAGAAAUCUGUUAAUCGCGGCCGUAGAAAAUUAAAUAACAAUCAAGACAUUAGUCGUCGCGUGACGGAUUCUACGAAUACCAAAAGUACAAAUCACAAGCUUACUGAUUACUUCCCGGUACGUCGCAGCGUGAGGAAGUCUAAAAAGGCUGUAUUGGAGGAGAAGCAGCGUGAUAUGGAAAACAAAGUGCUUUGUCAAGUAGAAGAAGGUUUGGAGGUAAGGCACUUCAGUGGUAAAGGACGUGGAAUUAUAACAACGCGAGAGUUCGCUAAAGGAGAGUUCGUGGUUGAAUACGUCGGUGAAUUGAUCGAUCAAAUAACAGCGAAAAAGCGUGAGAAGUUGUACGCCCAAGAUCAGAACACCGGAUGCUAUAUGUAUUAUUUUCAACAUCGUAAUCAUCAGUAUUGCGUCGAUGCAACAGCAGAGACUGAUAAGUUAGGUAGACUUGUAAAUCAUUCGAGAAAUGGUAAUUUAAUUGCACGAGUUGUAGAAGUAGGUUCAACGCCCCACCUGGUACUUACGGCGAAAGAAAACAUACCCAUUGGUGUAGAAGUGACGUACGAUUAUGGAGAUCGAAGCCGCGAGGCUAUUCGUUAUCAUCCAUGGUUGGCUUUAUAGCGCUUUUAAUUAAUUGCAUAGUAUGAUAUUUAUUGUACAGCAGAAGUGAAAUUUGAAUGUAUUUGCCUCCUCGUACGACGGAUCAUACAAUAUGUUUUAGUUACACUUUAUGAAACAAAGGUAUGCAAAGAAGAAUACAUUUAUAUAUAAUUCUGCUUCCUUUAGUACGUUUCAAAUUAUAUACUGACUUAUCUACAUGAUAGAAUGAAAUAAAUUAGAAAUACUUCGCAUUUUAUGAAUGAACAGUAUGCUAUAUUACUGCAUAUCUGAUUUAUAUAAUCUUUUUUUUUUCAUUUAUUAAAUAAACCAAAACUGCACGUACUAAAUGUUUUAAAUUAUAAUU